This is a messenger RNA of Sinocyclocheilus grahami, 7170 nucleotides long. Its product is annotated as chondroitin sulfate proteoglycan 4-like. Lineage: Eukaryota; Metazoa; Chordata; Actinopteri; Cypriniformes; Cyprinidae. Gene Ontology annotation, biological process: anatomical structure morphogenesis. The record is from RefSeq and is a predicted model, not a curated record. The transcript has 10 exons.
AGUUGAGCGAGCCGCCAUGAAUUUGGUGCCACAAUGAAUUUAAAACACACUGUUUCUUUAUUUCAACCGGAAUGAACACACUGUAUUGAUGUUAAAAUGAGGGCGACCCUUUUAAACGGACUACUGUUGCUCUUUGUCGCACUCGCACAAGGGGCUUCAUUCUAUGGUGAUGGAUUUGUGCAGUUAAAAGGGACAGAGAUGUCUAGCCGUAACACACUGCACGUUCGUUUCCGCACCUCCAGCCUGAGCGGCCUGCUUUUCCUGGCUGCAGGGCAGAAUGAUUUCCUGCUGCUGGAGAUGAAUGCUGGCAGACUGCAGGUAAGGUUGGAUCUGGGAUCUGGACAGCAGAUCCUUCUCUCAGACAGUGGAACCCAUCUGAAUGGAGGCCCAGAGCGAGAGCUGCACAUCAAUGACGGCCUAUAUGUUGGUGGUACGGGAGGUUUGGAUCAGGCCUAUCUGUCCAGAGAUCUCAAUGGCUUUCGUGGUUGCCUUGAUGAAGUAAUAUUUAAUCAGCACAACCUCCUUUCAUCGCUAAGGCCCUACUCAGGGUUCAAGAAUGUCUAUGAGGUUUCCCUAGGAUGCAGCCCUCAGUUUUUUGCCAAUGAGGAUGACCCAAUCAGUUUUUUCAGCUCACAAGCUUAUGUAUCCCUUCCUCCUUGGACGGCACAACAUGAAUGGACUUUUGAAUGCUCAAUCCACACAUCAGCUGAAGAAGGGAUCGUCAUGUUCAACUCAGCUCGACAGGGAGAUUUUGUUGCACUGGAGAUCCAGAAAGGUCUCCUUGCUGCAGUAAUCGGCAAAGACGGAAGUAAAACAGAGCUACGUUCCCUCACCUUCAUCAAUGACAACAAAUGGCACAACGUUAAGCUCCUUUUCACACUGAAAAACCUCCAACUCACAUUAGAUGGAGAGUCUGUAAAGUCAGUCAUUACCUCUAGAUCAAAAACCUUUCAUCUGAAAGGUUCCCUUUUCCUUGCGGGAAUAGAUGACAGCACACGUUCUGAGGUCAGAAAGGUUGGCCUUUCCUCAGUAGCAGGUAAACGUGUUAAAGGUGGCUCCUUUAAAGGAUGCUUCAGAGAUAUUAAAAUAAAUAAUGUCAAAAUGGGUCUCCCCAAUGCUGUGGUAACCAAAGACAUCUCUGUUGGCUGUGAACCUGAAAAGGAGCUGGAUAUAAGCAGCACAGUGAGUCCAACAACCCUUCCCAUUGCCUUCAUUGACUCUGUCACUCAGCUGCCAUCCACUGAUGUAUCCACCCUAGCCAAAGGCCUUGUCAAGAAGUACAGACACAAUUUUCUACAGCUUAGGAACCUUGUUGUCCCAGAAGGUGGUCGGGGAUCUUUGGAUUCAAAGCAUAUUAAAGUAAACCUUGAUUUCAAGAAGCUUGGCAUCCGUCAGUCUCAGAUCAUCUUUAGGAUUGCAGAGCAGCCAGUGCAUGGCCAGCUUAGGCUUGAUGUAGACCAGGAGCAGGCUAAACAUACAUUCAGCAUGCUGGAUUUGUGGCACGGCAGAGUGAUGUACAUCCAUGGGGGAUCUGAAGACCCUCAGGACUUCUUCAUAUUCUCUUUGUUCUCCAGUAGCAGAAAGGAAGUGCCAGGCUAUUUAAGUGGACACAAGUUGUAACGGUUUAAUGUCACGGUUACACCAACCAAUGACGCCCCUGAGUUGAGUCUGCCUGAGGGAAAUCUGUUUACUCUUUUGGAAAACUCCAAGAAGAGACUGACCACUAAUGUUCUAAAGGCCAUAGACAUUGACAGCAAUUACACAGACCUUGUUUACUCUGUGUUAGGGAACCUUAAUGCCGACGCAGGGUAUUUGGAGAACGAAGACAAUCCAGGUGCACUGGUAACUUCUUUUUCCCAUUCAGCUCUUGUAGCUGGUAAGAUAUAUUAUGUCCACACGGGUGUGAGGAACUCUAGGAUUGUGUUGAGAGUCAGUGAUGGAGAGAAGGUGAGCAACACUGUGGUUCUUAGAAUCAUGGCUGUAGGACUUAAGUAUAAAAUUUCCAAUAACACGGGACUGGAAGUUAUCCAAGGAGAGAUGUUUCUUUUAAGCACCAACCAACUGGCCAUCUGGACCAAUGCAUUAAAGCAGGUAGUUGAAAUCCGUUACGACGUAAUUGAGCCACCCAGAUUUGGUGAGCUCCAGAGGAUGCACUCAAGUGGCGAAUGGAAGAUUACCAACUCGUUUUCCCAAAGAGUUCUUGAAAAGGAACGUUUGAGGUACCUCAGCACCUACCAGUCCAUCCAAACAAGUAAUAGCACAGACCACUUCAAGUGUAAAGUAACCGUGGCCUCCAGAGCUACUGAAGAAUUUGUGUUUCCCAUAAAGGUAAAGUGGAUAGACUACACAAUAAAAAACAAUAAACCUGUAGAGUUGGAUAAAAUUACGAGAGCUGUAUUUGACUCAGAGCAUCUGUAUGCAAUAGCACACGGUGUAAAUUUGUCUGAGGAUGAGCUUCGUUUUAGAUUGUUGACUUUACCAAAAAAGGGAAUAAUUGAAGUGAAUAAUGCCAAGCUGGAUGUAAAUUCCACAUUUUGUCAAAAGGACAUCACAGAUCUGAAAGUCGAAUACCAACUAACGGAAAGAUCGUACGAGGACACGAGUGAUGAAUUUGAUUUCUACAUAUUCUCAAAGCAUGCACAUUCUGGUAGUCACAUUUUCAAAAUCAUUAUUAAAGCAGAUGUCAACAGCAUUUUCAUGACAAAGAGUGGGCUCUCACUUCUUGAAGGUGAGAAUAAACUCAUUACAAAGGAUGAAUUGUUUGCUGAAACUCUAAGCACUAAAGAAAUGUACUACACAGUCACAAAGACACCGCACCAUGGCAAGCUAAUGCGAAUCAACUUGUCCAACUCUACCAAAGACUUUGACAAUAUUAUGUCCUUUACCAAUCAAGACGUUCUUAAGGAGCGUAUUAUGUAUAUUCACGAUGACAGUGAAACGACUCUUGAUAGUUUUACCUUCAUAGCCUCCACAAGUCCAGUAACAAAGCUUUCUAUAACAGAUAAUGACAUUGGCUCCAAGGAGGGCAUCUUUAACAUCUCGAUAGAGCUGGUUAAUGAUGAGAAACCCAUCCGCAUUGUAGACAAAGUUUUUCAUGUUGUCAGAAAUGGACAAAGAUUACUUACACUUGAUGACCUGUGCCACCAUGAUGCAGAUUCAGACUUCAGUGACGGGCAGCUUGUCUACACCCGGCGUGGUAUCCCAAUAGGGGAUUUGGUUCUUGCAAAUGACACUUCACAAAAGCUGUACCAGUUUCGCCAAGAAGACUUGGAACAGAAACAAGUGCUGUUCAUUCACCGCGGGAUGAAUUCUGGGCGUUUUGUUCUUUUUGUGUCAGAUGGCAAACACUAUGUGUCCUCUCUGUUGGAUAUUAGCGCACAGGAUGCUUAUUUAAAAAUUGGCAACAACACAGGCCUGUUGGUUCAGAAAGGGCAAGCCAAAACACUUACUAAUGCUAACUUUAGCGUAGAGACAAACCUUGACAUCCGAAAAGACAAUGAAAUAUUAUUCACAAUCCAAGAUGCUCCAAAUCAUGGUGGGCUGUAUUUAAAAGGCAGCAAAAUUGAGUCAUUCACCCAGCAUGAUCUGAGAAAUGGUUACUUGUCUUAUCAUCACGACAACAGUAAGAAUCUAGCUGAUGUUUUUACACUCCUGGUGGAAGCAAAGGAUCUUCGACUUGAUGUUAAAAUCCAUGUGAAGGUGUACCUGGAAAGCCAUCAAAGGCCACCCAGUGUCAUUCAUAACAAAACCUUGCUGGUGGAGGAGGGAAAACCAGUCAAGAUUGAGAGCAAUAAACACAAGGUGACUCAUGAGGCUAGUUUACCCUCAGAAAUAACCUUCACUGUCAAAGUUGCCCCAUCUCAUGGAUAUUUACGCCAUUUUAUUGAGGUUAAAGAUCAGUACCAAGGAACACAAGAGGACCCAUUAGUGACCUUUUCCCAGCAGGAUGUUAAUGCUGGCAACAUUCAGUAUGUACAGGUGGCACCUGGCCAAGAGAGUGAUUCAUUCACUCUGGAGGCCAGCAAUGGGGUCGGAGAGGUCAAUGACAUCAUCGUGUCUGUGGAUAUCAUCCCACGCCUCAUACCCAUUGAGGUGUCCAAUAUCACUCUGAAGGAAGGGGCAUCUAAAGCUCUCACAGAGGACGUUAUAAGUGUAACAAACCCACAUUUCUCAGGCCUAAAUUUUGUGUACUAUAUCUCAGAGGGUCCUUUGCAUGGCCGCAUUGAGAAUUCACGUUUCAGAGGGAUUCCCACAACCUACUUUACAAGGAAGCAGGUGGAGCAAGAGUUUAUUUAUUAUGUCCAUGACAACACAGAGACCUUAGAGGACCACUUUACUGUCACAGCAAAUGACACAGACCUGCGGAAACACAGUGCACCAUGGACUGUGUAUGUCCAGAUCACAGCCGUCAAUGACGAGCCUCCAGCCAUUACAGCCAACAGGGUUGUCAGGGUGUGGGUGGACUCCAUCACAGAGAUCACCCCAGAGGAUCUGAAGGCAGAAGAUGAGGACACACUUCCUGAGCAGCUGGAGUACAUCAUUACCCAACCCAGCAAUGGUCACCUGGCUCUAAAGACUGCCCCCAACAGGCCUAUCAUGAACUUUACUCAAGCUCACAUUGACCAGCAGCAAAUGCUUUUUGUACAUAGUGGCCCCAUGGCAGGAGGCUUCAACUUCCAAGUAAAUGAUGGUGUGAACUUUGCUCCCAGGCAGAUAUUCAGUAUUACAGCUCGUGCCCUGGUUCUUAAUCUAGAGGAGGCUGGACCUCUUAAGGUGUUUCCAGGCUCCUUAUCUUUGAUUUCAAACAACAUUCUUCAGGCUGUAACCAAUGACGAUACCGGCAUCUCAAACAGAACCAUAUAUUUUACUGUGAUCAAUACCCCAAAAUUAGGAAAAUUGGUCAAUUUGAAGACUGACAAGACCACAACUGAUAUUUCAUCCUUCACACAACAAAUGGUGGAUGAGGGUGAAGUAGCAUAUCAGCAAAGUCAUGGGAUGUCUUUGGGAUGGUCAGUGCUAGACAAGUUCACAUUUACUGUGUCCUCUCCACCUGCCACGCUUGAAACCCAGAUGUUUGAAAUUGACAUUUCUUAUGAAAAUAUUGGACCUGAACAAAGUUCUGUGCUCCUCAAAAAUAAAGGUGCGGCGGCAACUGAAGGAGAUAAAGUGCUAAUUGACAAAUCAAUGCUGGAUGCAUCCAAUCUCAUAACGAAACAACCUGAAUCCAAGCGCAGCUCUUAUGAGGUUUGGUAUCAGGUCACAUCUCUUCCAAAGCAUGGUGUCAUCAUGGUUGGGCAACGAAAUCUUACAAAAGAAAAGCCCAAUUUCUCUCAGUUUGUCCUUAACAAGUAUGGAAUCACAUACCAUCACGACAACUCUGAGACCACCCAUGACCCUUUUGACUUUGAUGUGUAUCUGAACCUAAAGAGCAAACCACCAACCCGCCCCCUAGAUACCUCAGAGGUUGUGUCAGAAUCAUUCAACAUCACUAUAAUCCCCAUAAAUGAUCAACCGCCUGUUUUGAAGACCAAAGCUCCCAGCCUCAAAGUCGUUCAAGGAGACACCGUGGCUAUCGGGCCCAACAACUUAAGUGUGGUUGACCUAGACAACCCACCAAGUGAAAUCCAGUACACAGUGAUUAGCAAACCUAGCAAUGGUUUUCUAGCCAUUUCAGAGCGCAUGAACGAGUCGGUGGACUCCUUCUCCCAGGCUCAAAUCAAUAAUGGAGAGGUGUUCUUCAUCCACGAUGGCAGUCCUUCAUCUGGAGCAUUCUACUUCAGCGUCACUGAUGGCCAUCAUCGUCCGUUAUAUAAACUCUUCAAUCUGGAAGUGGUAGAGAUCACUGUUUCACUGGCUAACAACACAGAGGUGCUACUGGACCAGGGGCACACUUUUGUAACUCUCACACGGUCACACCUGGCCGCAGUGACCAAUGGUAAAAACACUACCGUGCACUAUAAAAUCACAGUACCGCCACAGUAUGGUAAACUCUUACUAGACAAUGAGGACAUCACUGUUUUCAAUCAAGAUGAUCUCCAGGAGGAAAAGCUAAGGUACCACAUGGUCAACCUUGAGUCGUUCCAUGAUAACUUUGAGUUUGUGGUCUUCACAACAGAAGCAAACCUAACUAACCAAGUAGUGAACAUCACUGUGAAACCCCUCAUUAAGUAUGCAGAAGGGGCAACAUUUCCUAACGGAGUUCGAAUUAAGCUGAAGUCACAUUUGCUGAAUGUGUCUGAACUUGCUUUGUUGAGUGAUAGUGACCCGUUGUUUGAAAUUACCUCACCUCCAGAGAACGGCAGGAUUGUCCGGGCGACUGGGAGCAAGGGAAAGAAAGCAGAAUCUGUGGGAUCUUUCACUUUUAGUGAACUGCAGCAGGAGAUAUUGGCCAUUGAGUUGAAGGCGAACCUGACAGGCGUCCAUGAAGUAAAUGACUCUUUCAGAUUUGUGCUUAAAGCCAAUAACGUCCAACCUGCCAAUGGGAUUUUUGCUUUCAGCAUUGUACCUCAUGUUCCUACUCUGGUGAUGUCAACGGUGAUCCCAAUAACCACGAUCAGACCUGUUUUUCAUAACCAAACCGCUGCAAUGAGCUUGUUUCCAUCUUCAACAGCUCCACCUGUGCAGCCAACGCACCGGGUGACCAAAUCCAGUUCAAGACUCAAAGGUCGCAACCGUUGGGGUAGUUCAAACAGCAUUGACACGGGUACUACUAACCUAAAACCAACCCAUGGGGUGGAGGAAAUGUAUCCCAUAAAUAAUACCCCAGUAAAAGUAGAGUCAGUUUCCCAGACAGGCUCCUCCUCAAACUCAAUGAUCAUCCUUUUGCCUCUUCUUGCUCUUCUGCUUCUGGUCAUCAUUGUGGUUGUGUUGGUGCUGCUCUUAAGACGGAACUGGAGGAAGAAACCGAAGCCUUUAAAGAGUAGUACAUCAGGUGCUUCUGCUCAUCCGGACAACCCAUCCCAUCAGGACCAGCCACAGUGGCCUGCAACCGUCCCCGUCGUGACGGUCACUCCUCUUACUCCAAGAAACGCGGGAAGUUUAACCAUAACCAGACUGCAAACCAGAACGUAUGGCACAUCUAUGUGUUCUUUUGGAGACCUGGAGCCUGAAGUUUCACAGCUUUGCAGGACCACCAAUCCCACCUUGCGAAACAAUCAGUACUGGGUAUGA